Messenger RNA from Drosophila bipectinata, 3217 nucleotides. RefSeq names its product PDGF- and VEGF-related factor 3 (gene Pvf3). Gene Ontology annotation, cellular component: membrane. Gene Ontology annotation, biological process: hemocyte migration. Gene Ontology annotation, molecular function: growth factor activity. NCBI's taxonomy places the organism in Eukaryota, Metazoa, Arthropoda, Insecta, Diptera, Drosophilidae. The record is from RefSeq and is a predicted model, not a curated record.
CUCGAAAUAGUGUCAGGCAAUUAAUUAGAAAAAACGCGCCUGAACAAAAUGCAGUUAAAGAGUUUGUGGCUAGCCUUGAUUUUGGCCAACUCUCUGUGGCAGCCAGCCAACGCUAAUGACCAUCAACUGGCCAGGAAUGCCUGGCUGGAGGAGGCCGACUCGGAAGAGGAGGUGUUGCCGGGGCAACGCCUGUCUGAUGACUUGAGCGGAGAACGUGAUAAAAGUUCAGAACUGCAUCUGAGACACGAGCAGCAACAUCUGAUGGCGUGGGAGCUGAAGCUGCAACAGAAUCUGCAACAGCAUCUCCUGGCAACACCACUGCCGAUGCGUCAUCAUCAGCAUAAAUCUCAAGCCAUGUCCAAGAAGCUCCGCAAGAAAGCCAUUAAAAGAAGCCAGAGCCAACUUCAGUAUAACGAAUACCAUAACGACGAUCUCGAGUUGCACACCAUGGAGGAGGGGCAGCACUCUCCUGUCGAAUGGCUGCAAAUCGAAAUUGCCCAUCGGCGGAAGAAGGAGCAACAUCAGAGGCAAAGGCAGAUGCAACUGCAACGACAACCGGCAACAGCAACAGAAUCAAAUGCCGCCAAAUCGGAGGAUAAUGAUGUAAGAAAAGCUGGCAAGACAUUAGAAGACAAUGAUGGCCAUGAAAUCAAAAAUACAAUAUCACACAACUAUUUGCCGGGAGGUUCAACAAGGCGUAAGAUAGAAAUCAACGGAGAAGGGCACUCGAAGAAGCGUUUCUCGGAAGCGAACAAGCUCGCCCAGGAAAAUGUUAAGAGAGUAGCCAGGGAAGCUGCCUGCAGGAUUCCUCAAAAACGUUGCCUGCUCGUGCAACAGGACACUUCGAAGGAGUACUGGCCCCGUUGUGCCAUCCUGCAUCGCUGCAGUGAGGACAGCGGCUGCUGCCGGAAGGGUAAAAUAUGCGCCGCCAAGAGCACCCACAACGUUGAGCUAUAUUUCUUUGUGUACGACAUCAAAGAACCGCGUACGAUUGAAAAGCGCACCUUUGUAAAUCACACUGAGUGCCAUUGCAUCGAACGAUCCAAUUACAAUGAGGAAACGGCCAUGACAGUGGUCCGAGCCAGUGUAUUAAGCUGCACCUGUCCGAGCGGUUUCGAGAAAAUCCUACAGGACGACGACCAGUGCAGGUGCGAUUGCACUUCCAGCAACGCCGGCUGUGAUUCCCUGAAACGCGGCAAAGAACAUUUCUCCUUGAACGAUCGCAAGUGCAUAGAGCAAGGUCGCUGCAAGCUGCCCACCUGUGAAUACGGUCCUUUUAUCAAGAAACAAGGUCGCUGCCCCAAACAUAACGAACUUGCCUACAGUAUCAUGUCAUAAGCGCUGACAGAAUCUCCAAAAAGAUGAAAACCAGGAAAAGUAUUAAUCAGCCUGUGUGAAAACUCAAAACGGGACAGGUAGGAAAAACCACAAGAGUUUUUCCAUUCACCUGGCCGAGUAAAAGCAAAUAUAGAGACGUGAAUUAAGUUGCAUAUCCUAUACAAAAACAAUACGAAAAUACAAUUAAAAUAAAUCUAUUUAUACACAGGGAUGGGUCGACCUAGAUAUAUGAAGAAAAUACAGCGGUAUCGUAGUAGAAAUACUCCCCAGCUUAUUUUUCCAUUUUCACGAACAAAUAAUACAAAAUUUUUUUAUAAAAUUCCUAGUCGACCCAUCCUAAUAUACACCUACAUAUUAAAUGUAUAUCAAAAGAUUGUGUAUUAAAUGUUUUAAGACCACAAACAGUUUUGCUCUUAAUUCAAAAAAUUUGUAAAGAAAAAAAAAAGAAUAUUUAGCAAACAACUAAGACUUUUAUGUGCAUGUUUCGCUCCAAACAAAAAAACAAACUCACACGAAUAAUUGAACAUAAAUGAUUCAAUUUGCAAAGAAGCAUUAUAGAAAUAAACAAUAAUGAAUUAUGUGUAUUUUAUUCAUACGCAAAAUGAAAUUCCAAAUAUAUAAAUUGACUGCGUUUUUAGUUUUAAUUGACUAAUGUUAUGUUAUUUAAUUAUAAUAAACACAAUUAAACGAAAACACCUACGAGUUAAGCCUAUAAAUUACCUACAUACGAUGCAUAUAUUAUUCAUGUUAUUUAAAUUAAGUUUUAACACAAAACGAAAAAGAAAAACAUACGCAACAAGACUCAACACACAUCAGAAUACAAUCAUUUAAAAAAAAAACAAAAUUAAGUUUUCAUAUAUAAUUUCUAGUCAAAUUUUAAUUUUGUUUUUUUUUCCUCCAGUUUUGUAGCUUUAUUUUAAUAAUUCUGACUUUGAACUUACAAAAGCAAAAAGGCAUUUAAUAAAGUUACCAAAACAUAUGAAAACUAAUAACUAAAUGUAUCCAGAUAAAUGUAUAAACCAUAUAUGAAUAUUAACUAGCCCACAAACUCUCUAGCUUCGAUAAUAAAAUCCCAAGAAUUAAUUAAGAUAAUCUUCAAUUUUAAAGAGCUCAAAGCAAGCCAAACGAGUGACUUGAGAGAAAUCGAUUUUAUAUAGAACUUUAUUUUCCUUCGCCGAAUGCACCAUUUUAAUAUUAAGUUUGACUAAAUCAUAGUUCUCACACCAGGCACUGUAUAUAUAUAUUUUAGAUAUAAUAUAAAUUUAAGCGGCACUCGAAAUCAAACCAUUUGGCAUUUACAAAAAAAAAGGAAAAUAAUUCGUGGAUUUCAUAACACAUUUGCAUAUAUUAAUUUCAAUUGAAAUUUUUGGAACUCUAAAUUUUAUGAAUUUAUUUACCCAUUUAGCCCUGACACCGUAAGCCGUUCAAUGUUCUUCAUUUCCACGAUAUCGCAUUUACCAAUUUUUAUCGUUUGUUUGCCAUAAUUUACGGGCAUUCUAUUUGCUCAAAUUUUAAAUAUAAAUGUAUAUUUAUUAAAUCCGUUCCACACAAACGGACAAACUCAAAUAUCCAAACGUAUAGAUACAUUGCAAGCUCCAUGGUACGUUGAAUAUCAUAUGAAUAUUUCAAUAAAUCUGUGUAAUUGUUUAUAGAAGCUAUAUUGAGAAAAAAUUAACCGCAAAAUGAAAAGAAAACAUUUCAAAAUGAUUUUAUUUACCACUUUUAGCAUAAAUUUUAAUGUAUAAUAAGAGCCAAUGCAAAAAAAAAACAAAGUUGAACAGAAAAACCAACCAUUACUAAUAAAACAAAACAUAUUAUUACUAUGCAAAAAUCCAAAUAAAUAUGAAAGUGAAUAAAACGAAAAAUCCAACAAUGGAAA